Pocillopora meandrina is the source of this 23019-nucleotide messenger RNA. The record is from the annotation of a GenBank genome assembly. Lineage: Eukaryota; Metazoa; Cnidaria; Anthozoa; Scleractinia; Pocilloporidae.
AUGUAUGAGCCAACUUCAGAGGGCUCAGAUAUAUCCCAGUUUUCAAGGUAAGUAAUCAAAGUCAAAUAAAUUGGGUUAUUUUCAUGCUUUUGUUUGGUUUUCUUUCACCACUGCCGUCCCUCACACUGGGUCAUAUGUGUAGUGACUGUUUUCAUUUAAUCAACCGUUACAAUUUCCGAAAAACAACGAAUACAUUUAGGACAAACAGCUCCGGUAGAGACAAUGUGUAAAGUAUAAAAUUCCUAUGUUCUAGAAAUUUCCCAGUUCUUUUUCAUGGUAAGUGGUUAUUGUGAUCAAUUCUGUGAUUGGUGGAUUUAGCUAAGUGGACUCCGUAUGAUUGGCUGCUUCAACUGUCCGGCUACAGGUGUCCGAUUACACUGUCCGAUUACAACUUUUCAGAAUGAUUAGUGAAAAAUAAAGUAGCAAAUGCAUCAAUCACAUUUGAGGAAAUUGUAACAGGACUUUGUGUCGCCCAAUUUGGUCUGUAAUCAUACUAGUGAUUAACAAAUCGGGCCCCCGCUCCGCGGUCGUCCGAUUUUGUUAAUCAUUCGUAUGAUUACAGACCGAAUUGGACUCUACUCAGUCCUAUUACCAUUUUAAAUUAAAUAAGGUAUGUCUUUUCCCUAAAAGAUAUAUAAACAUUACUGAACUUGUCGAUAACAGGGACACUGACCCAGAACCUGAUCCUCCUCACUUCACGUCACAUGCCAUCAAGGCCACGUUUGACUUUCUAACACGUUGUCACUCUGGAGGAAAGUCAUUGGUGUCUGUGCUUUGUAACAGCAAGGUAUGUGAUAACCGUACUACCUGAGUUAUUGUAAGUGCUUUGAAGUGUGCUGGUGUUGUUGACCGAUUUCAUGGUUUUGGGGAGGUAUUGAAUUAGUUUCUAUGUAGGACUGACGCAAGAGGGAAAUGAUUUAAAUUCAAUAGUUUUGCUUAUUGAAGUUUACUAUGGAAUUGAGACGCAGUAUUUUCUAAACCUCCACAGACAGGUUAAUUUUGUUAUGUUUUAACGUUAAUAUAAGAGUUGUUCUUUUUUCUUUUUUAUUUUUUCAAGCGUGAUAUUAUGUUCUCAUUUUGGUCACAGUGUCAUACUUUCCCGUAAGGAAGAUUACUUCUAAAUUGACUUUGAAUAGCUACAGUAUUAUUCUUUCAACAGGAUAGUAUCCAAAAGAUUCUCUUGUCUCUUACCUCUCGGAUUGCUGGAACUCACAUUAUCCACGAACAGAGAAGGGUUCUGUCCAUGUACAGACUUUUUGUUCUCCUCCUUUUAAAAGAUCUUCCUGAAGGUUUGGGAAACACCUGGGCAUUCUUCAUCCGUGACGUGAUUUACUCCCUCCUACGAAUUAUCAGUGACGAAACACAAGUAAGAACACGUUCGAAACGACGAAAUCUUUGUCUCGUGGUGGAUGAAGACUUGUUUUCGCCAUGCUGCAAUCUGAUGUACCAUGUUUCCAAAGCUGCCGUAGAUUGUUGUAGCCAGGUUAGACAAAGGGCCCAAAAAAGGUCUUUCAAAUAGCCCAGCAUUCUAAUUGCAACCGUUUUGGUCGCCAUGGCGGGUAAAAAGUAUUUUUGCGACUAAAAUUUCGGCGAAAGUCACCAAAUGGCGACGAACAAAUUUGAAGGAAAAAAGUCAAAAAAGCUAUCUUUGUUUGGUCGAAUUAUCAAACUUGUAAACGCCGGUUACAACAUAAAGUAUCCUUCCAUUGAUAUAACGAUUUUUUUUUCGGCGACCAAAUUAUUCUCUACGGCGACCAUUUUACAGCUGGAGGUCGCCAAAAGGCAAAUUUUUAAAAAAGGGAACUUGGAGCCCUGAAGUCACUUUACUCAUUAACGGUAUCCACACCUCUAGCACAUUUUUCUUUGAGUAUCGAAAGUAAUCUAGGAUUUCUCUGUUUUAUUUUUCUGCGCUCUAUUAUUGGUCUAGAAAAUUCGCACCAUCUUCUUAAUCAUUCGGAGGCCAUAAAAGGUCACGUCUCGUAGCCUGAUCUUCUCUAGUUUUGAGUGAAGAAUGUUUCAUUCGGCUCCUUAAUAAAAGACUAAUCGGGCUCAAUUUAAGUGUCUUACCAUUUUCAAUACGUCCAACUGGCACAAUAAAUUCUCUUAUUUGGUAGAAAACCUCGUUAUUUUUCCUACUAUUUUGUCUAUUUAUUCCUAAUGACAUUCCCUUCUUUGGAAAGGUAUGAGAAUUUCGAAGAUUCAUCAUUCCUUUAGUGAUAUAGCCAGUUUUUUUUGUUUACCUUACAAAGGAAUUUAAAAGUCAUCUUCAUGUCAUAACAAGCGCGCUGACUCCUUAUGCCUUGGGCGAUGAUGAAAGAGCCGAAAAGGUAUCUGAUGGUUUCUAUUUAAAUAGAUAAUAGUCAUUUAUGGUAACUUUUAAAGAUGUCGUGUCCGUAAUUACAAUUCAGCUCAAUUUCCGGGCCUACUUCUGCUCAAUUCUGUUUCUCUUUUAAUCGCUGGUUCAUAUUUUCUAAGUAUUCCUUAUUUUGCUGGUCAUUGAAGAUCAUUUCCCGCCUCUAGACAUUAUCUUAUGUCACCAGACAUGAGAUUACUGUUAUUAGAUAUCAUUAAUGUCAUUAGACAUCUUUCCCCAUUGAUAGACGUCAACAACCUUCCCAAGACAUCAUUUAUCGUCAUAAUAUAUCAUUUAGGGUCACUGAACAUCGUUUACUGUCACUAGAAAAAAGAAUUGUUAAAAGAUAAACCAUACUUCCUGUUACUGCAUGGACAACAUUCACAGUCACUCCGAACAUUGUUCCUUGAAAACAUUCCUCUUUGAAUUGAAGGGAAGUGUUAUUAGGUAUUCUAUAUUCGUUCUUUUAUUUACAGGCCUUGGAAUUACUUAAUUUCUUGCUAGUGGACUCUAGUAAGAAGUUAGAAGAUGCAAUAGCCGAUCUCGACCCAUUUCCGGAUACAGUAAAGUUUCAAAGAAUCAACCAAAGCUAUCAGCAAAUACGAAAAAGCCGAACAUCUUUGAGUGAGGUACGGAAGGAUCAUCGGGUUCUUAUUAUGAUUAUGGCAUAACUGCUUCCGCUGAGAAAGGGCAUUCCUUAUCAGUAUUUUAGUACGCGAGGACAAUAUAUGAUAGUUCCAACCUCUUUACAAAUGUGUUGAUAAUGUAGCCAUCUUUUAUCUCAGUUCACCGGCUGAUGAAGAAAGACCAGUAGCAGACCCCAAGGGAGGGUCAGGGGGAUCCGGAACCCCCCAUCCUCCCUCCUCAUCAUACCUGCAAAUUUUGAAACGGCGGGAUCGCAUAUCACUUACAAACUGACUGAUUAUUUUUUGAUAAUGACAUUUGAUUUGAAGAAGGCUGUGGUCACUCCUACGAGUGAAAGUCUUAAGAGGCAAUAGUAAUCCGAGAAGGAACAAGGGUGAUGGAGAAUGAAACAGUGAAAUGUUCUGCAACAAAAUACAACCUGAUAGUCGAGCUAAAUUUGCACACUAAUCCUUGUAUGUUACCUUUGCAUUUUUGACAGGAAAUUGCCCACUUUUUGCUGGCUGAUCCAAGUUCAUCACCAGUGAGCAGACUGGAAGGACUCCGGCUACUAAGGAAUUCAAUCGUUAAAAACAAAAACCAACUUGUGGAGCUUAUGAACAGGACAGAAGGUAACAGUGUUGUUACUCUAGUAUUCCAAGUUCAUUUGGAGGCUGCCAGCGUCAAUUUGUCUGUGGUCGCCGUUGUUCAGAGGGUGGUCAAUGCUUCUUACCCGAGGAGUAAGGUUACAGUUAAAAUUUUUUGAAGGGGGUUAGGGGUGAGCAGAAAUGGUGCCGAGUUAAAAGCACUCCGCUCCCUCUGAUGUGGGCCUAGUUGUUAUUGGUUGGAGUCCUUGUUCCAAGGUUUUUUAUGCAUUUUCUCUAAGGUAUGAAAUCCUGAAAAAAAAAAAAUUCUUUUUCCUAUGAGUUCCACAAUAAGUUAUUUGCUUUGUCCAGAUGCCUGUGGAGAGUCAACCGCUAGCCCUGUAGCUGACCUCGUUCGUGGGCUCAUUAGUUUGGGCUCUGCACUGACAACCUGUGAUGAAGAUCAGGCUAAAGUUGUACUAUGUGAAGUAGCAAAUUGUUUGGGUGACAUUGGAGCUGUGGAACUCUCUACUGUUUCGUUGGGGUCCAAAACUAGAACAGGUAAUGCUGGCAGUUUUCAUACAGUGCACUAAUUGUAAAAAGAUAUACAUUAGUGAAACAGGAAGACGGCUAGGUGACCGAUUCCGAGAACACCUUUGCGGCAUAGAAAGGAAAGGCGAGAACGCAUCCAAAACAGUUGCCAGACACGUUAAUCUCCGUAAUAAUUCUAAGAAGCACAUGGCAGUCUGCGUCCUCUCCUUACAGCUAGACUUGAACAAAAAUGAACCCUUUAAAUAGGAAUUCUUAAUCCCCACGGUAUCAAGGAACGCUGUUUACUCAACUAAUUUAUUCUUGUUUUCCGUCGCCAUCUUCCCACCAAUAGCGUAGCUCAAUUUUCCGCAUUUAAACACACACAACCCAGAAUUCCUCCUUCUGACGAAGGGCUUACGCUCGAAACGUAAGCUUUGAAACUCUUUACGGCGGCCAAUUAACAAUUUAAACUCAGGUGAUAAAACCAAAAUUAUCUUGUUAUACUUCCCCACCGACGCAGCACCAAAGUUUCAUCAGAAACUUACUCCUCGAACCCAAUUAGAGCUCGAACCCAGGCCUCUUGAUGCAUAGUCUAUUAUACAAACCAUUAGCUAACCAUUAGCAAACCGCUUGUUAUUAACUCUUUCUUUGGGCUGCAUUUUGAUUUAUUCUUAAAAUAAAUGGUCUGAAAAUAUGUGCAUUUGAAUGAUGGUAAUGUUUUUCCUUUCUUUCAGAUUCAUUUUCGUCUGUGGUUAGCAAAUGUAGAGAUUCUGUGAAUCAGAGAAAUGCUGCUAUAGUCAUACUCUUAAACUCAUACCUCAUCGACAAAAAGUAAGUGAUACAUAAUAUAAACUACAAUUAUUACUUACCAACAACACCAACAAAGACAGUUUGUUUUCAGUACUCUUCCUCGCCAAAAUAUGGUAGUACAUACUUAAGCUGACAAAUGAAAUUGGAGUACUCUCUCUCACCUGGGGCCAGCUGUCUUCUUUCUACUUCAAGUUGAAUGUUUUCGGUUUUUUAAGGAGUAUGUUCAACAUCAGGCUAAAAGUACAGUGAUCCUUUUGACUUACGACAAUUUUUUUCCCGUCUUGUUCGUCAUAUUGCACUAAGUUCUGAUUAAUAGAUCCUCCUAACAAAUGUGAAUGAUUUUCUUUAUUGCACUCUUUGACCUUAAACCAGAACGAAUUAGAAAGGAAAUAAUUUCGAACUUACAAAACAAUACCUACUUUGCACACCAACUCUCGUUCUUGGAACAAGUUGUACCCAUUCGCCUCAGAAUUCUAAUGACCUUUUGUCAAUAACCCUUUAAGUGAAUAGCAGCUCACUCUCGUAAAUUAUCUUGAAGGGUUGGCGUCGUCACAGCUGCCGCCUCGUGUUUAAAGAAAAUCCUUUCCACAUCCUCUGGUGCCGAUCUCUUGAAGUCUUUCGAGGAGUCUAAGCAACAACAGCUUUUGUGGUACCUGGAGCCAUUCAAACCAUCUAAGAAAAAAAGAGCAAGUAUUUUCUUAUUUCUUUUUCUUUUUUUUUUUUGUAUAUAUAUAUACACAACUGAAUCUUUUUUCCAGUCGUUGCUUUAAUUGUCAAUAGAUGGCAGUUUUUUUAAUAUUGCUGUGCUCGCGUAUCACGUUUUCAGCAGUUAAUAAGAAAUUCCAUAGAAUCUCUUGGUUGAUGAAAAAAAUGGGUAGCAUGUUUACGUUUAGUUUCAACGUGGAAUCGAGUUGUACUUUCAGAGAUUAAGAACCUCGAACGGAUUACGUCAAGAAUUUAAGUUUUGCCAUCUGUCUUUUACUCGUUUGUAUUGCAUUGCUAAGAAAUAAUAAGAGGUGAAUUCUUCUUGUUGAAGCGCGCAGUGAAGUUGGUUUUAAAUUUGUACAAUAUUGCUUCUUGCAGUCUUCAGCCAUGGACAUAAGUUGUGAAAUAUCUAAUAGCAGUCUUGAAGCUACAGAGUUAUGGACACCCGGAAGUGAAGUCCGGGAGUACAGCCAUGAACAGUGGCUGACAAGACUGGCCUGUACCUUGAUCAAAAGUGGAUUUGUCAAAGAUGAAGUUCUUAUUGUGUUAUCCCCCAUUUGCGACGUAAAGGUAAUUUGGUUGGCAUGUUUAUUUUAGGCGUGUGGUCUGAUAGUUAUAAUUUUAAAUGGGCUCCUCUAAGGAGACAUUUGGUUUGGUUUUCACACGGAGCCAAACUGCCCGUAGCGCGCGAAAAUGCGAUUAAAACAAAGUAAAAUCAAGGUAAUCCCUGAUAACUUUCGAAAUUCAAAUAAAAGGACAAUCAGGAAGCAACUAUUUCGUAAGGGAACAGACUUAAUGAGCUUUGUGAUCCACUAAGAGGAUAAAAAAACAAAAAACAAACAGGCGAAAGCGCGUUGAAGCUUGACAACUUUCCCUUAUAAAUCGUAGACUUUUAAAUACAAAAGGAAUAAACCUUACAGCUUCAAACUUUUCGAGGACAUUGGUCGCAUUUAGCAAAUGUAUCCCGCAAGAGAUUUACACCUGUAAUUUGAUGAUACCUUAGACAUUUUGGCUGGCUCUAGUUAUUUCCACUGCUAAUGGAUCCUUUAUUUACCUGCCCUUAUUUAUUGACAGGUAGAGUUUGCUGAACGCGUUUUUCCCUACUUGAUACACAACACACUGGAAUGUGGAGAUGAUGCCAUCAGGACGACGUUGUCGGAACAGUUCAGAAACUUCUUCACUUUUUGUAAUGGAACAAGUGUUGUCCCAAGCAGACCCAACUCUCCGUUACCUCCGAAUCAGCCAUCCUCAAGCAAAAGCGAAGGUGAGAUAAACGUUCUUGUUAGUGAAUAGAUUGUAUUUCGAAAUGAAAAUCGUGUAGGAAAGUUUUGUGGUGUUUAUAUUUCCGAUGUGGAUCGGAAAGUUUCAACAGCAUAUCAGCCAAUCACAGCUGAGAAUGGUUCAUUUGGUGACACGGACUCAGUCUCCUUUAUUAGCUGAGGAAGACUCGAAGUAUGUUGUCGAAACGUCGCAAUCCCUAUUGGAAGACACUACAACGUGAGGCAAACGAUUAUAUCCCACGACAGGAGUAUAUAUUGCAAUGAAUGACCACAAUGUGUCUGUUGUGUUUCUUUGUUUUAUUGUGAUGCUUCUCCAUCUUCUUAUUUCAACGAAACGUAUCUCACGCACAUCUUAUACAAGUCUGCAUAGCUUCUGUGAGAUAUAUCAGUUUUGUUUCCAUAACGUGAAGCAACGUGGAAUAUCGCAAAUCCUUCUAAACAGGACAAUGGUUAAUCGCAAGUAACCUCCAGCAAUUCAUCAUCUCCCUCUUUCAUUGUCCUGGUACUCAUUGGUACUCCUUGGGAUACGUCUCUCUUCACUUCUUUUACAAUUCUUCUCUGAAGUGUGGGAGACACGGGUUUGAAUCCCGUCGAAGCUGAAAUUUUUUUCCAGGCUUCUUUUCUGAAGUUUCUUAAGUUGCCGCCCCCCUGCGAGGGUCCUCUCUUCACUUGAAUGUCAUUUUUAUGACAACUUAUGAUUUAUUUACUUGAAAAAGUAAAUUCCUUACGCUUCUCUGUGUAGAGGAAAGUGAGGUGCCAGAGAACAGAGCGCAAUGGCCUCGGGCAUCGCUGAACCUGGAUGUUUUGUUCCGGAGUCUAGUGCUUUAAUCGUCAAGUUACCGCCAGUGUCUCACACAAUCUCAUUCAAUUUAUCCAUAUCGUUGUCGUUCCUACGUACACGAAAUGCGACGCCCAGCUUCCACGUCCCUUCAGUGAUUUCUCAGUCUUUAGAAGCCCUUCGCUCCAAUAUGGAAAACAAGAACCAACCUUCUUGUUCCAUCCUGUGCUUUGUGCUCAACAUCUUCUUAUCAGUACCCAUCUGUUGAAGUUCGUGACCAGCUGACUUCCAAGUGGUUUUUUUUUUAACUAUUGAUUAUCUGAAUUUUGUACUUUAUAGUUAAGAAAGAGAGUAUUCGCACAAUGCUGGCCGUUGUUACGUAUCUUCGAACCCAGAACUUGCCAAAAAAGGAACGAGGCCAAAGCACUUUAUGGGACAAUAACUUCUGGCUGGACUUAGAUUACUUGGAAGUUGCCUCAGCAGCUCAGAGGUGUUCUGCAUAUUUUACAGCCCUUCUUUACACUGAAAUAUGGGCUGAUAUUCAAAAGUAAGUAACUGAUUUUAAUGUACAAAAUAUAAUGACAGUACAAAAUAGGUGUUCAAGUUACGAUUGUGCUGUCGUUGUCACUCGAUCAAAUUUGACUUUCGCGUGAAAAAGUGACUCUGUUACAUCAUAAUAUCCCUCAGUUAGUACGUGUGCCAUGAUUGGUCAAUAAAGCGGUCGUAUUUCACUGUACGGCCCGCUUAAUUACAAAGUUUUUUUAAUUGGAAUCUUCCUCUCUGUCUGAUCCCAGAGAGCAUAACAUAAGGAUUUACGCCAUUAUGGUUCAUAGGGAAUUAGAACUAACAAAGAACUUGCUGGCACAAAGAGUCUUGUUAGCAAACUCUUUGACCAUAAUGCCGUCAAAAAUUUCUUUGCUAAUUACUGAUGGAUAUAUCAAAUUGAUUUGAUUUGCAGAUCAAAGCCCGACUCUUUGGUGUCUAUUUCUCUACCAACCAACAGUCAAAAUCUGGAGAUGGAAACUUCUACAAGUCAGAGCAGCGAUGAAAGCAUAAGCAACAGCUACCAGACCCUAAUUAUUGAGGCUUAUGCGGCUAUUGAUGAACCGGACAGCAUGUAUGGCGUUGGGGCUGGGAGACUGGCUGAUAUUGACUCCCGUGUUAGGACAUACAUGCAUGAGCACGCCUGGGAAAAGGCCCUUGGUAGGAAGAACAUGAUACGUUAAUUGUGUUGUGUAAAUGCUCAAUGGCAAAAGCAAAAAAUAAAAAAAGAAAAAUUUAAAAAUUUAAAAAUUUAGGAUAAUUUUUUUCGAGAUACUCAAAUCCUGACUGUCGUUUUUACAGACCUGACUUUUAAUCUAAUCAGGAGUCUUUCAAAUGGUUCUCGGUUAAACAUUCCUGUAUCUAUUUUUUCCUCUGUUUCCUUUUUAAAGGUGCUUGCGACCUUCGAAUGCAGAACAUCCCCGACUUGUCACAGGCUGGGUUAUUACAAGUUAGUGCUAAAAUGGCUUCAUUGAAUGUCAUGUUUCUGCAGUUAACAUUUAUUUUCUCAGAAAUUUGUAGCCACUAUUCAAUAAUUUUUGUUUUCCAUUUAACAGUCGAUGAAGAACUUUGGUCUUGACCAUGUUAUGAGAAUUUAUUUGAAAGGUCUGUCAGUGGAAAAUCCACAAACGACACCUGAGGUAUGAAUAAUUUUUCGCACAGUUGACCUGUAACAGUUUGGGGGGUGAUUAUUAAUGUACUCCAAAUUGCCUUGAAGUUUCUUAGGGUAUCAAAGGAUGGCCAUAGCAAUUUUCGCUUGAGGAUGUAUGUGUUGCCUUUUUUUUAGUCUCUUCCUUUCUCCUUCUUCUUCCUCUUCGUUCCCAUUCUCCCUCUACACCUCGACCUCCAUAAAUCCUUUUCCUUCUGUUAUUAUUAUAUUUCUUCUUACCACAUCUUUCAUUUCAACCUCUACAAUUUAUUAAGAGUAUCAUUUUUUUCUUGGAUUUAUGAGCACUUCUGUGGAUUCACAAGCUUAUUCGUUCACCUGUGCGCUAUUCUUCCCUCAGGUUACGGAGUUGCAGUUUGAGUCUGCUUGGCAGAACUGCUCAUGGGAUUUGGACACAAGCUCAAGGUAUGUUAUUUUUUAAAUACUAGAUCAAAUGUCCUUUUCUUACCUGCCGUAAACUUUGCCAAAAUACACACGAAGUGUGGACAGGGAAAGGAGCUAAGGGUGUGGGAGGAAAUAAAAUGGUUCCUCCCUUUACACUCCACUACAGACAUCCCUGAACAAACCUUGAUGUCAACUGUCCACUUUAAAUUUUCACCUGGUUUUCCUCUCCCUCUUUCCCUUUCAAUUUUCCAAUUCACGUCGGUGACACAGCUGGUAUUACUGCAACGAGUUGUGGAAAAAACAUUUUGUUUUCUUAGUGUUGGCUCGGACACUCCUCAAGGAUUUCAUCAGUCCUUAUACAGUUGCUUGUGUGCCUUACAAGAUGAAGAAUGGGAACUAUUCCAGUGCACCCUGGAAAAUACAAAGUAAUUAUUUAUUAAGAUAAAUGUAGCACCUUACGUUAGCGAAAUAGGCAUGUUUAUCGUGCUGUUCUCGUUUUUGUUUCACUUUCAUUUUACUACGAUUUCCCUGCGUUACGCUUUCCCGAGCCCGCAACUGCAUUGUCGCAAUGCACAAUGUCGCGCAGGAAUGAUUUAGGAAAGCCUGGUUUCUUUAUAUAACUUAGCUCACCAUCAAAUUGUCUGUAACUCAGUUGCUGAGUAUGGGACUGUAAAAUCAGAAGGUCUGGGCUCUAUAACCUCAUUCUCAGGGGUUCUUUGAGAUUCUAGGUAACAUUACGCUGUUGGGGGAGCGUUGCGUGACAUCCUAAAGAAAAAGAUAAUUUGGUUUUAUCAACUGAGUUGAUAGUGUAAAUUGGCCACUGUAAAGAGUUGAAAAGCUUACGUUUCAAGCGCUAGCCUUUCGUCAGAGCGAAGGGCUAACGCGUGCCGACGAAGGGCUAACGCUCGAAACGUCAGCUUUGAAACUCUUUACAGUGGCCAAUUUACAUUAUCAACUUAGUUGAUAAAACCAAAAUUGUCUUUUUAUACUCCCCCAUCGACACAGCGUUACAGCUUCUUUAGAAAUAACGCCCCUUUAUUCAUCCUCAAGGAUAGCUGCGCAAGGGACUAGAGGUCCUAUUACUCUGUGGAAACUUUUUCCCAUGAGUAAAACUUUGAUUUCGGUCGCUAUAAUAGAGAAGGGUCUUUAAGCCAGUCAUCAAGCCAAGGAAGGGUCAAAUCAUUUCCAUGUAUUUCUAGGGUACGUCUCAUGGAUGAUAUCGCGCAUGUCAGUCUAGAGAGUGUGCGCAGUGUGUACCCCUCACUAACACGGUUGCAGUGCAUUGUCGAACUGGAGAAUUUUGGAAACAUGAUGAACAGGUUUGUCAGCUUUAGAGCAGGUUUCCUUUCAGUUUCUUAAAACACAAACCAAAGUGAUCACAGCAACAAAUUAGAAUAAAGGUUGACAUCAUCAUUAACCAGUGAGAACCCAAAGUAAAAACAGGCCGGCUGCUUGAAGCGCGGGAAAAAUGUGAGUGACGAAGUCGUGAUUGGUUUUAGUUUUGCAUCUUAUUGUUUAACACAUUUCAAGAUUCAAUUUCCGCAGUCCAUGUCAUUGCUAUCACAAAAAUCAAAUCAGGCAACUGUGGCAUGAAUGUGGGACAAACCUGAUACGACUUCGUUUAAACAGAAGUUUUCUCUUGUUGAUUUCAGCACGGAAGACAACAUGGUUGAUAUCUGGAAUGAGCGAUUUCCACUCCCGGACAAUGAUUUUGAGUUCUUAGAGCCAUUGCUUGCUCUCCGAACCACAAUGCUUCAUACUGUUGUCAAACUAAGAUAUGGCAAAAGAAAUGAUGCAGGCGGCCUGAUGCGCCUGGGUCGGUCGUACAAGGAUCUCGCCACACACUUAGAAAUGCAAGCAAGACUCGCUCGACGGUCCCACAAUCCACAGGUACUGUAUAAUACCUAGUGGAAUUUUAUGGAGCAUUUUAGCGUAAUUAGGCUGACUGGACGAUCUUAGCUAAGCGGCAGAGCCUGUGAUAAGAAAGUAGGCAAGGUUAUUUGGGGUGUACACAGCCGACUAACAUGAUCUUCUUCAUUCUCGUCGCUGCACUUUUUAGUUUUGAUAAUUAGGCUAAGUUAGAAUAAUUAUAGUAGAAUGAGCAUCCAAUGAAACCUGUGUCCAGCGGAAAACCGGUGCACUCUCGCAAAUACCGUUUCAGUACAGACUGGGCAAAUUGGGCAACAGCAUUUAUUUUUUAAACACCAAAUUGGUCAGAGUUAUGGCAAAAAUCUCACAACUUAACAUUUUCCUUGUGUAUCGCUAUAGGUGGCCGAGAAGGCUUUGUUCCGAAUUCGACAGUUGCAAAGUGACAUCACAGACUUACAAAGUCGACUUGGAGCGGAGGACCUUGGUGUUGGAUGGUCAUGGAAAAUGGAAGAAGCGAAAUUACGUUGGGCGAGAGGAGAACAAGACACAGCUAUGUAUCUGUUGAAAUCUCUUACGAGGCACCUAGAAAAGGUACGAAUUCUAAUCAGGACUCGAAUUGACUGUUGUGUAAGAGUUCAGUGGACGAUUUAAAAUACAAUUUAAUUUAACUAAGGAAACCUAACGUUUAUGCCCUGUUAGGUUCAAUUUUUUAAACACACGGAAAAUUGGAUGUCGUCUGUACUUCCGGUACUUUUUCAAAAUAUUUGAUUUGAGCAAGACAAAGUAUGGUGGGCUUGAGAUUCAAGAACGGUUUCUUUUUUGUAAUUUAUUCUUGGACAAAGGUUUCAGCUGUAUUGACGUUGAAAGUACAUUCAAUGCUUAAUUUAUUGUAUAAGGAAUAUGAAAACACGGAUGUUGAGCCCUUUUCGCUGCCAUUUUUAAAUAGGACAGGGAUAGUAGUCGCUUGUUUACACACCAAAAAUGAUUCGAAGAAUCUGUUUUUGUCCUCUUCUCACAUUUUAGGCAAAAGACCAGAGCUUGGAGGCAUGCAGUCUGUAUCCACAAACACUUGGACUCUAUGGUACCUGGCUGGCGGAGUCAAAAUCCGAGAAUCCAAGCACCAUCAUAGAAAAUUACUUAGAAAAGGUCAGUGGUGUUCAUUAGAAUGAGAGCGUUUUGAUCUAGGAGUAGAGAACGUUCCGCCAUAAUUGGUCGCCUUGAUUGGUUGAAAAUCGAACUUUGUGAACUUUUCUUAUGCCUGUUCUUGAAGCCUCCUGAGAGAUGUGAGGUAAAAUUCCAUGUCGCGCAUAAGAGGCCGUGGCGGAUAACAGUUGCAGCCAUACCACUUUACCUUUACAGUGGUUCUCACAACCCAGAAGAGUAUGAAUGGAUCCGGUGAAUUGUUAAGCAAACCUGGCGAAUGCAAACAUGAGGAACCCCCUUCCCCACCAAUGUAAUUUUUACGAAAGCCGUCACCACUUUUUUUGGUAAUGAUGUUCUUGACCCUCGUGUCGUCCCUUUUCAGGCCGCUAGUCUUAUGGAAUGUACGAUAGGGGGAAAUCAAGCUUCUAGGAUCGAGGUUUGUGUCAAAUUAUCUUCUUUACUAUGGAUAUUAGCUCGUUAACCGCUAAGAAUGACUAGCACCUAAUUUCUCCUUCAAUAUCACCUCUGAAUGACACAUUUUAAAAGUUCUCGAGAAUAAAGGAUGUGAUCACCAACCAAAGAAGCUCUUGAUUGUUAAACAAAUUCUCCUUGUCAGCACUUUAGGAAAUUAAUAGAAAACAGUAUGGAGAAUAUGCAUGUUUAUCUUAGGUCUGUUAAGGUUUGUUAUUCAAACUUUGUCUUGACGACCAUGAGGCGUUUGUACAUGACAAAGAAAAGCGGAACAAUUUUGAAGUUCGUCAGGUCUUCGCGAGUUUACGUCUAGUCUGAGACCGAAUUAGAACUGACGGGAUAGAAAACUGGAUUGGAUGAUACUGCAAGAAAGCCGAAAUAUCCUGAAAACAAACAAUAGUCGAAUGAAAACGCAGGAUAGGAUGGAAUGAACUGUAAGCAAAAUUGAUUAAAAAACUGUCCUUAGAAACCGAACGUGGGACUCAUUGCAAGUAAUCCAUAUGAGACUGAAUUAAUUGAAAGAAGUGCAUUUUCAAAUAGGUGUUGACUCAGUCAAAUAUCGAUUUUCAUAAUAUCUGAUUCACUGUCUGCCAGUUUAUGAAUUGCUGCCCCUCAGUAGUUGUUUUCAAGACUCUUGAAAACUCUUGUCAGUGUGUUAAUGCCAUUAAUUUGUGAACCUGCAUUUCCUGGUAUUUCUUUGCAGGCCUUCUUAUCGCUCGCAUGGUUUGCUGAUUCACAAUAUCAAAAGAAAGUAAAUUUUAUGAGUUCGAGUGUUUACGAAGACAAAGAAGCGCUGAUGAAGAAGUCAAAGGUUAGAAAAAAAAAGACUAAUAAAUACAUAAGAAAUUUUGCCUAAAAGUCGCCCGCUUAGGGUGAAAGUCGGUGUCGGGGUAAUCCUGGAUAGGUCUGUGGUCCUGCAAUGGCCUAAAAGUUGUCAAACCCAAUCAAUUUACCAAAACAAAAAUUAAUUCCUCAAAACAAAACAAAAAUCCCCAAAACAAAAUUCAAUUUACUGAAACGCAAAAAAUUUCACAAAACAAGAACCACUUUCUUACAACAGAAACUGUUCGUAAGUGCCAUGAAUAUCAUAGAGUCUGUAUUUUCCACUCCAACAUGGUUUUGCUUGGUGUUUUGGUCACGCACUGUGGUGUGUAGUUUUUGGCGGAAAUGAGUGACGUGUACACAACGAUAUGAAAAGCAGACAUUGUCAGCGGCAACUUUUUGGGAACAAACCUCAUCCAUAGCAUCCAAGUCACCAUAACAUCACUCGAUCGACUAUUAUUUCUUGGGUCGCAAGGGACAGUUUCCUAUUAAUGGUUAAGCGUUCUGGAGGUUGAACCAGGGCAACUAUGAAUGAUUGGAUUCGUUUUCUGGUGAGUGAUUGAAGCCUAUAACUGAAAAAAAGAGCAAAAAGGACAUACAUUUAGGCUCAAUUGUUACCAGAAUUCGAACGGUUAACUCAUAGAUAACUCAAAAUUAAUUUGAAGUCGUAACUUUGGAAUGGGAUAUAUUUCAAGUUUUACUGGCUUCAACAGGGCCUUACCUAACCGCAAUUAUCUUGCAAUAAAAAUAUCCAGUUUUCCGGCCAAGGUGUUAAUUAAAGCAAAUGAAUAAAGGGGGUAAGUUUCUGAAGAAACUGUGGUGAAACGUCAGCUUUUAAACUCCUUACGGUGGCCAAUUUACGUUAUCAACUCAGUUGAUAGUGCUAAAUUACCCUCUUAAUUAGAAUGCAUGUCAUCUUUUGCUGAAAGGUGGAGUCGGAAAAGUUACAGCGUAUACCUGACUCUGGUAGAGACAGGUAUACAAGAACACUGAACUUGCAGGCUCAGAUGGAUGAGAAGGAACUACAGCAGGUGGUUAGGGACAGGCACGUGUUCCUCCGGACGGCUGUGGAAAACUACAUCAAAACAUUACUAACGGGGGUAGGUUAAAAACAGACUGAAGAGUCUCUUAACAGUUGCGUGUUAGGUUGUAAUCCUUUCCUUCGUCUUUUGAAUACCUGCAGCGUCUCAGAAAACAAUCCAAGGAAAAUGCAGGUUUAAGAUCCAACCUCAUGCAUGCACCGAAGUUGUAGUCCUUUUAUUAUCCUAUAUUUUGAUACUUUAAUUUGAUUUUUCUCCUGUUUUGAAGGACAAGUAUGAUAUGAGAGUGUUUAGACUAUGUUCACUGUGGUUUGACAAUGCUAAGGAAGAGUUCGUCUCCGAAAUGAUCAAGGUAUGUCAACAAGCAUAACACAACAAAAAAAUUAUUUUUAUGCCAUUCGAAUCUGGCAAAAAUUACAAUCGUGUAGUAACUUACGUACAGUGGCCGUGUGUUUAGUACGUCGGAGCGGUAAAUCCUCUUUCCUGUGUUACAUGCACCAUUUGUUCUUUGGCGAGACACAAAUGAAGAAAUGGCUGUUGAAAUAUGGACCUGGGUAUCGCUUUUUUGGACUAACCCGAUCUUAGGGUCAGCGACAUCUCUAAGGAUCGGUCAUUUACACGAGGUCAUACCCAAACCGCGGUUUCACGCGAGCAGUGGGCCUCAGGUAUAUUCUGUAAAAGGGUUGAUUUAAUGAAAUAAAUGUUAUUUCCACGGUCUGCUUGAGCUCUCUUGACACUGUUCACAAAAAUACUUGUUCAAAUAAAAGGUUCGGUUAAAUUGGAGAUAGUUAAGAACGCCGUUUGUCAAAUAACGGCUAAACUUUGCUUAAAAUACCUGCCCCCUAAGUAUCUAUUAGAUAUUUUUUUGCCUGCAUGCAAACGUUGGGUAAUCAGUGUGAAGAAUCCGUCCAAUCAGAGUAGAUUCGAAUCACACUUUUGCACCUGAUUGCCAGAAAGUAAUGAGUUCAUGCCUUUGAUCCCCGUUUGAACAGGGAUAAUCUUUGUUCUGUUUUAGAAAGAGCUGACAAAGAUUCAGUCCCGCAAGUUUCUCCCUUUGAUGUACCAAUUGGCAGCCAGGCUAGGGACAAAGUCACAUGACAACCGAUUGUUCCAGCGCACUCUUAACGAGGUAUGUCUAGCUUUUGUACCUCGUUAACAGAAUCUUAAGUCAAACACGUCAUUAGUUUAAACGAUUAAACGAUGUUUUAUUUUUUUUCUUCAGCUCAUUGAGCGAGCGGCAGUGGAUCACCCGCACCACACCCUGUUCAUCUUGCUCGCGCUCGCAAACGCUGAGAAAGAUGAGAAGUACAUAAAUACAGGAAAGAGGAACGGGACUUCUAGGCUGGCCAGGAAUCAUUCUAAAGGAACGAAAGGCUUCACCGAAGUGAGUUAUUUGUGUUCAUUCUAUAGCAUCUUGAGGAAUGCUCUUGUUUUAGCACUUAUAAACGGAUGGUAGAGACAAAAGAUUUGAUCCACGCGAGGGAAAACACCCCAUAGCUUUUGGUUGGCGUUAGUGUGUCAAAUAAAGCUCCAAAUGAUUGCUAUUUGUGGGAUGUUGUUUCAAUUUUAUUGUAUUCACGGCUUCUUUUCUUUAGGCUCGUACUCAAACAGCUUGUACUUUGAUAGAGAAGAUUGGUAAACACAGAGGAGACCUUGUCAAAAAUAUGCAAUUGUUGUGUGAAGCUUACAUUGAACUGGCUUACGUGAAUGUCAUGCAGUUGAAGAAUGAGAGAGGUACUUUAAGACCCGCGCGUAUUGAGCAGCCAAUUGCUCUCCACAUUAUGUAUUUGUUCCGUGUGAAAUUCAAUUGAAUAACUAUGACGGUAACUACAUACUUCUCUCAAGCCCCGCUCUAUGGCAAAUGCUUCCUUUUUAUUUUAAUCUUUUUUCCAAACGGCUAACUCCAAUUAAGUAUGAAUCAAAUCUCUGGAAGAAAACUAAAGCCGCAGGAAAGAACUGCCAUCCAAUAGAGGUAAACCAGGUUAAAACCUUUUUUUUUUGGCGUCCGAUUCCAAAACAUAUGUAAAUUUAAAAUGAAGAAUUGAUAAUGCAUGAGAGAGUUUACUUUGAGUGAUUUCUUAGCAUUGCUGGGCAGCUCUUGCAACUUUUACAAGUUUUUUUCAUUGAUGCCUUUUAGGUCCCUUUAACCUACCAGAAGUCACGAUAAAAAGAAUCGUAAACCUCAAAGAAGUUCCAGUUCCCACUAUGGAAGUAAAAGUAGGAAUAAAAUUGUCAACUCUUGACGACUGUGAUUUUUUUAUACUUUGUCAUCAUCAUCAUUACCAUUGUCAUCAUCACUGUUAUCGUCGGCCUCGUAACCGUCGCCAUCAAUGUCAUCAACGUCAUGACCUCGUGAAACUGAAGGAUACGUUAACCCUUUAACACCUAGGAGUGACCAGCAUCUAAUUUCUCCCCACAGUAUCACCCAUAAAUCAAACAUUAAGGUCAUGAGAAUAAAGGAAAUGAUCACCAACUUAACCCUUUAACACCUAGGAGUGACUAGCAUCUAAUUUCUCCCCACAGUAUCACACAUAAAUCAAACAUUUAAGGUCAUGAGAAUAAAGGAAAUAAUCACCAACUUAACCCUUUAACUCCCAAAAUCUUAUUAGUAAUUCUCCUUACUGUUUGCCAUACAAUUCUUAUAAUGUCAAUCAUGUGAUUCUCAUCACUUCUAUCCUUGAUAUUAUAUUGAUAUUGUAAGGAGAAAUUCUCUCUUAGUCACUCAUGGGAGGUAAAAGGUUAAGAGACUCUUAAUUGUUAAACAACUUCUCCUUGUCAGCGCCCUUAGAAAUGUAUAUAGGACAGUAUGGAGAAUCUGCUUACUAAUAUUAGGGUGUUAAGGGUUAUGGAAGAUGUUUUCUUCGCUAUGCCUCCUUUGCUUUCCAGGUGGAUCCGCUGUGCCGUUAUGAUGACCUUGUUUAUGUGGCUGGAUUUGACUCUAAGUUCUGUCUGGCUGGAGGAGUCAAUCUUCCCAAGAUCAUCUUUUGUGUUGGAUCUGAUGGAGUGAAGAGGAGGCAGCUGGUGAAGGUAUGAUGGGUAAGAUUCUGGGAUGGUAGCAUGUCAGCCAAUCACAGCAAAAGGUUACAACACUUAUAUGUUUAACAAAAAACAAAUUACAAGUAACAAGCGCGUAAAAUACGUGGUAAGCUAUAAAUUGUGAUAUGCUUAACUUAGCUAUCUGGUGGGAUCUGUACGCAAAACAGAGCCGUAAUACAAUUUUUUUUCUUUUGUUUAUCUUAUGAAGUCACUCCGGCCUAAAGGUGCAAACUUGAGUUAAGGUGUAUUGGAGCCACACUUAAGUUUUUUUCUUUUGUUUUGUAUUUUCGUUUUUGUUUUUUUGGAGUGUAGGGCAGAGAUGACUUACGUCAAGAUGCUGUCAUGGAACAGGUGUUUGGUAUGGUCAAUCAACUACUGAUAAAGAACUCUGAGACAAGGAAACGGAAAUUGAAGAUGAGAACUUAUAAGGUAAGUCACUCAAGGUCCUCACCAUUUCUUGGAAUUGUGUGAACAUUCCAUAUGUUCUGUUAAAUAUCUAGGGCCCAGUCAUCUUUCCAUUCGUUAUGAGUACUGGUAAGAAGCGAUUCAGAAAACGUCCUGACUCCCUCUCUGAUUUCAUUUUUGACAGCUGAAUAGACCACCUUUUGUAGGACAUUUUGAUCCGUGAUUUCCUAUUCCGGUCAAGACUAUCGCAUGUUGAGCCUUGUUUGGAUGGCCCUAACCCAGGCAGUGCAUAGCAAACAACCUCCGCUGCACAACAUAGCGGUAGAAACACACCAUUCAAUUCUUUGUUUUUGAAAAACUUGCUCACCUCCUUCCAGUAGCACGUGUACCACAUUAUUUCUCUUCAAUCAUUUUUAAAAUAUUGCUUUUCUAAGGUCUCGUUCCCUCAUCAGGUUAUCCCACUAUCGCAGCGCAGUGGAAUAGUGGAAUGGUGCGAGGACACAGUCCCCCUGGGAGAAUAUUUGAUUGGGCGGCCUGGAACCAAGACUGGUGCUCACCCGCGGUACUAUCCCGGGGACUGGACAUCUCUUGAGUGUAGAAAAAAAGUCCAGGUAAAGCGGCAAACAUAACCGAUUGUCCAUGUAGCUCAGACUAAUUUUUAAACCGCAGUAACGGGUAGGUUCAUGCUUGUGAUAAAAUAAAGAAGGUAACUUUAAUGCCUGUUAUUGUCAUUCUUUUAGGCUGGAGACAACAGUGGAAAAUCACGAGAUGAAGUUUACCAGGUAAUCUCCAUUUUUGCAUUGACUAUAGAAACAAAACCACCUCUUGACUUUUGACAGGAAUGGUAAAUUUAUGAUUUGGUGUAGAGUUGGAACGUUAUUCCACACUUAUAGAGACAGGGAUUGCUCUAAACGUUUUCGUCGACAAAUCUCCUUAAGCAAAGGAGACGAAACAAUAUGACAGUUUUUUCUUUAGAAAUCCUAUUGUUCAAAAACUGACCUUAGUUUAAGGACACUCUUAAAGUACUUUCGACAUUUGCCUGCCAGUGUAGAUGACUCAAACAGAACACUUGAAAAGGAGAUUGUAAAGGGUAUAAGAUAAAACUCCACUGAAGGAAUUUGUUUUUCUGACAAGAAGAGAGGGACAGCAUUUCUUUGCUGAAGUAAAGCUGAACAGGUGAAACUACGGCUACGCUAGAAAGCGGAUAGAAAUUGCGCUUGCGCAACCGCGUUCAUAUUUUAGCUCGGUCAGCUUUCAAUCAGUUGUUUUAUCCCACAGGAACUGAUGGAUCAUUUUCAUCCAGUAUUCCGUCACUUCUUUCUGGAGUGGUUCCCAGACCCCGCUGUUUGGUUUGAGAGAAGACUGAGCUACACUCGCGGAGUGGCUACGUCAUCCAUUGGUAAAACAUAUUACUUGCGCGGCACUUUGUAAACAGAGAAGCGCGUUUUCUUGGAACAGAAAAACACGUAACAAAAAAUCUUAGGAUUAAUCCUUGGGUGGUAAGAGGCAUAAUCUCAAGUAUGAGCCUGUUGUGGUAAUUUAUAUGACUUUGCCUUUAACCACGAAGAGAUAGAGCGCUCUGAUACGAUGGAAACUAUCAAAACCUUAACUUGUCCUAUGGAUGUUGAGAAGUCGAAGAAACGAAAUAGUACCACUGUGGUGGUAACCUUUAAAGUAAUAUCAUUCAACUGCCCACUGUCAGCCUUCAUCAGAAGAUCGAGUGGUUUUGAUGUACUUUCUCCCUAGCCAUGUAAUAAUUUGACUUCCCCAAAUGAUCAAUGCGUUAGGUCUCCCAAACUAAGGUGAAACGAAAGAUUAUUGUUUUUAGACAUGACUUUGUCAGAUUAAGGUGAAGUACAUCACCUCCCCAUAGCUUAGCAUAUACACACAACUACGUCCUUGAAAUGUUCCUUCCUUUUUUUUUUCCCUCCAGUUGGUUACGUGGUCGGGCUAGGUGACCGUCACGUACAGAAUAUUCUCGUCGACUGCAACACAGCAGAACUCGUCCACAUCGAUCUUGGUAAGACAACAACUGUGUCAUCUAUGCUAACACCAGGAAACAACAAGUCUUCCCCCACCUGCUCCUUGCCAAAUCUACAACUAUUCUAGAUCCAGCCUCAAAUUAGUAGAAUAAAUUAAAGAAAGUAUGCGUGAAAUUAAAUUACGUACACACAUAUUGGUGUUUAAGAAAACGUAACCUUUCUGGUGCAUGUAUCAUUAUUUUGACCGUAGACUAAUUCUCUCCUUGCAGUGACAAUUUUUUGUAAUUAUUAAAAGUUUACUGUGCGACUUUUUUUUUAUUGAGGUCACUUCCACAAAACCGAUCAAUGUGAUUACAAGACUGAUCCAACAGUAAAUUGCAUUUGGAUCUUAAGUGUCUUUGCUUUCUUUUGUCCUUAGCACAUGUGGGCACAAUUGAAUUUAGUUGAGGUUAGGUCAGUUUUACACAUCAUAAUUGGUUAAUUUUAUUAAAGUGAUCCCGGUAACAGAAGUGGCACUGUGAAAAACAGAGCAUAUGGAAGUCAGAUUUUUCGAAAAAAAGAGUUGCGUCUUUUCGCUAUUUUCGUUCAUAUAAAUGGUUACGUUUCCAAGGGACUCUGGUUCACUGUAACGCUUGCGCAUUUCUUCAGAGUUUGUUUGCCUGGCGAAGUUUCGUUACUUUAGAAUUAAUUUGAUUUAUUGAAGCAGUUGUACUCAUGAUGUUUCGUCAUGGUUAUCGUUUUCUCGCAGGUGUGGCCUUCGAGCAAGGCAAAUUUCUCCCAACCCCAGAGACUGUACCGUUUCGCUUGACACGUGACAUGGUGGAUGGGAUGGGACUGACAGGGGUGGAGGGAGUGUACCGUCGUUGUUGUGAAAAGACAAUGGAAGUUAUGAGAACGUCACAAGAGUCUCUUAUGACAGUUGUAGAGGUGCGCUGUGCUAAUAAGAGAAGUGUUUCAUGUAUGCAUUCCCAUGUUUUAGAUCAGAAAGAGGGUGAAAGUAUUAAAAGGUCUUUCAGCGAACAAAGACGACCUACUCCGGUUAGCGCUUGGCAUUUGACACAAAAGGGCCUCUCCCUUCUCCUUGCUCGCACGCAUGCGCGCCUGCACUUUUGUAUUCUCUUUGAGAAGAGCAGAAAAAAGUCAUCGGGGUUCAGUUAUUCUCCUUACAAUGACCUCAACCUGCAAGGUUGGGUCCUCGCUAUUCUGUAGCGAAUGGCAAAUCGCCUCCCUAACCUGUUAGAGAGCGACUCCUGGAAAUAUUCUAACCAGCAAACUCAGUAAUCAGACGUUAGAAUAUUUAGUGAACUUGGUUAUCGAAAAAGAUAGUGAUUUGGGAGUUGUCUUUUAGCUGACAAAUCCCGAAAUUUGGCGUUGAUUGUCAAAUAAUUAUCAGUAUUGUCAUUGAGGUCGUAGAAUGGUAGUUACUUGAUAAUUUGACACUUACACAGCGUUUGAAAUCGUCAAUUUCUCUCUCGCCAGGUUUUGCUUUACGACCCGUUAUCAUCAUGGACGCUCAGCCCUGAAAAGAGAAAAGCCCUUCAGCAAAAGGCAGAGGAAGACGACCAGUUCCCAGUCAGUGUCACGGGUGACUGCUUGGACGCAACAAUGGGCAUAGAGAACAUCGCCGCCGAGGAUAAUGUGAACAAAAUGGCAAAGAGAGUGCUGUUACGACUCAAGCAGAAACUGGAUGGUGUCGAAGAUGGGGUGCACUUGAGUGUAUCAGGGCAAGUUAAUCACCUGAUAAGGGAAGCCAUGGAUCCUAAGAAUUUAUGUCGUCUGUUUCCGGGCUGGCAGCCGUGGGUUUAGGCGCUGGCGCUUCUUGUGGACCAAGAGACUUCUGAGCAACGUCGCAGUCCUCAAGUCGAAUUUGUAACGAAGGAUAGGUCUUAAAAUACGACGAAACUUGAAAAUAAUUGUUUGUAAGGGAAGAAAAUCACUAAAAAGGCGCGGGUUAAUUGGCCAAAUUUGUUUGACUCUUACAGAAACGUCUCAGGCCAACGGGAAAAUUUAGACCCAACUCUCUUGAUACAGCAAUUUGAUAUUGAGACUUAAUCUGACGACGAAUUACUUACCCUAGUGCACCAUUCAGGUUUUUCUUGUACAUGAUAAGCUACACAGGAAAAAUGCUAAUAUCCUGUUGGUCUAUCAUUCCGGGUUAAAAUACGGUUGAGUAUUUGAAGAAUCAUCAUAGACCGAUAGGGAAGCCUUCGGAGAUGCAGAUAUGAGAGAGAUCUGGGUAUCUAGCGAAGUAAGCAUGAAACAUAGACACUUGUUAGAGAAAGAGACAACUAUUUACACUGGUGAGCUAUCUCUACGUCAAAGUUGAUACGCGAUGAGUUCCAUCUGUUUUUUGUCUAACAUAAUUUUACAGUUAAUUUUAAGUUUACAUGUUAUGGUAAAUUUGAACCAUUGUGGAUAUUUUAUAACAGAUGCGCACAGGUUGAACGCUGUUGUGAUUGAAAAUCUAUAGUAAAUACUAGAAGCAAAUGCUUCUGUU